Dioscorea cayenensis subsp. rotundata (Guinea yam) is the source of this 495-nucleotide messenger RNA. RefSeq names its product translation initiation factor IF-2-like. Lineage: Eukaryota; Viridiplantae; Streptophyta; Magnoliopsida; Dioscoreales; Dioscoreaceae. The record is from RefSeq and is a predicted model, not a curated record. Bases 1 to 495 code for a protein of 164 amino acids. The transcript has a single exon.
AUGGUAUCAGAGAGGUUUCUAAACCUUUUUUUUUCCCGCGCCACCGCCCUCGAUCCGCGUACACCGUCCUCGAUCGCGUGCGCCGCCUCCAUCCGCGUGCUCCGCCCUCGGCAACCGCGCCCCAGCGCCGCUUCGCCGCGCGCACCAGCGACGCCCGGCACUCCUCCGCCCCGUGCGCGUCGCUUGCCGCCCUGCAGCGGCCUAAGCGCGCCCGCCCGCAGCGCGUCCCGCCGUAGCGCCGCCCACGCUAGCCCAGCGUCGCCGCCCGACCGCGUGGCCCGGCUAGCGCGCCGCCUAUGCGCAUCCCCACAGCGCCGCCCCAGAGAAAGCCCCCAGCGCAUGGCCUUGCGCAUCCCGGCUGAGCUCCAGCAGCGUCCGCGGCCUGCGUCGGCGCAGCGCAUCCACAACGCGCCCCCGCGCCGCCCGCACCGUCCUCGGCCCCCGCGCACGCCCGUGUUGCCCUCGGCCCCCAGCGCGCCCGAUGUUGCCCCUUAA